Molecule: messenger RNA, 4335 nt
Organism: Rhinolophus ferrumequinum (greater horseshoe bat)
Lineage: Eukaryota; Metazoa; Chordata; Mammalia; Chiroptera; Rhinolophidae
Gene: TRAPPC9
Product: trafficking protein particle complex subunit 9
Exons: 23
Coding region: 167-3610 (1147 amino acids)
Cellular component (GO): trans-Golgi network
Source: RefSeq, a predicted model, not a curated record
CGCCGGCCGGGAUGGACCCGCGCACGCGCAGGAGCGGAGCCGGCUCCGGCGCUAGUCGGAAGCUCCAGCCCUGAGCCCCAGCGGCCUCUCCAGCUGCUCCGCCCCGUCGCCGGCCAGCCCGUGGGCUCCAGGUCCCGGCCCGGGGCCACCGGCAGUGGUCUCGACCAUGAGUGUCCCCGACUACAUGCAGUGCGCCGAGGACCACCAGACCCUCCUCGUCGUGGUCCAGCCUGUGGGCGUCGUCUCGGAAGAGAACUUCUUCCGAAUCUACAAGCGGAUCUGCUCCGUGAGCCAGAUCAGCGUGCGCGACUCGCAGCGCGUGUUGUACAUCCGCUACCGGCAUCACUACCCGCCCGAGAACAAUGAGUGGGGCGACUUCCAGACGCACCGCAAGGUCGUGGGGCUCGUCACCAUCACAGACUGCUGCUCGGCCAAGGAGUGGCCGCAGACCUUCGAGAAGUUCCACGUGCAGAAGGAGCUGUACGGCGCCACGCUCUACGACUCGCGGCUCUUCGUGUUUGGGCUGCAGGGGGAGAUCGCGGAGCAGCCGCGCACGGACGUGGCUUUCUACCCCAGCUACGAGGACUGCCAGACAGUGGAGAAGAGGGUGGAGGACUUCAUCGAGUCGCUCUUCAUUGUGCUGGAGUCCAAGCGUCUGGACAGGGCCACAGACAAGUCCGGGGACAAGAUCCCCCUGCUCUGUGUCCCGUUCGAGAAGAAGGACUUUGUGGGACUGGACACGGAUAGCAGACACUACAAGAAGCGGUGCCAGGGGCGCAUGCGCAAGCACGUGGGGGACCUGUGCCUGCAGGCCGGCAUGCUGCAGGACUCGCUCGUGCAUUACCACAUGUCCGUGGAGCUCCUGCGCUCUGUGAACGACUUCCUGUGGCUUGGAGCGGCCCUUGAAGGGUUGUGUUCGGCGUCUGUCAUCUAUCACUAUCCUGGUGGAACCGGUGGUAAGACGGGAGCUCGGAGGUUCCCGGGGAGCUCACUUGCUGCUGAAGCAGCCAACAGACAUCGACCAGGGGCACAGGAGGUUCUCAUUGAUCCAGGUGCCCUCACCACCAAUGGCAUAAAUCCUGACACCAGCGCUGAAAUUGGACGUGCGAAGAACUGCCUUAGCCCCGAAGACAUAAUUGACAAGUAUAAGGAGGCCAUCUCCUACUACGGCAAGUACAAGAACGCUGGCGUGAUCGAGCUGGAAGCGUGUGUCAAAGCUGUGCGCGUGCUCGCCGUCCAGAGGCGGAGCAUGGAGGCCUCAGAAUUUCUCCAGAACGCCGUUUACAUUAACCUUCGGCAGCUUUCUGAGGAAGAAAAGAUCCAGCGCUACAGCGUCCUCUCCGAGCUCUACGAGCUGAUCGGCUUCCGUCGCAAGUCGGCUUUCUUCAAACGCGUGGCCGCCAUGCAGUGCGUGGCUCCCAGCAUCCCGGAGCCCGGCUGGAGGGCCUGCUACAAGCUCCUCCUGGAGACACUCCCAGGCUACAGCCUAUCGCUGGACCCGAACGACUUCAACAAAGGCACGCACCGAGGCUGGGCCGCCGUCCAGAUGCGGCUGCUUCACGAGCUGGUCUACGCCUCCCGAAGGAUGGGGAACCCCGCUCUCUCUGUCAGGCACCUGUCCUUCCUGUUGCAGACCAUGCUGGACUUCCUGUCAGAUCAAGAAAAGAAAGACGUGACUCAAAGCCUGGAGAGCUAUACGUCCAAGUGUCCUGGGACAAUGGAACUCAUCACCCUCCCCGAUGGCCUGACCCUGCCGCCGGUGCCCUUCACCAAGCUUCCCAUCGUCAGGCGUGUGAAUCUGUUGAACCUUCCCGCCAGCCUGCGGCCACAGAAGAUGAAAAGCUUGCUGGCUCAGAACGCGUCCACCAAGAGCCCCUUCAUCUACUCGCCGAUUAUCGCCCACAGCCGUGGGGAGGAGCGGAGCAAGAAAAUCGAUUUCCAGUGGGUCCAGGGGGACGUAUGUGAAGUUCAGCUGAUGGUUUAUAACCCGAUGCCGUUUGAACUGAGAGUUGAAAACAUGGGUCUCCUCGUGAGCGGAGUGGAGUUCGAGUCCCUCCCUGCGGCUCUGUCCCUUCCGGCUGAAUCUGGUCUGUACCCGGUGACGCUCGUUGGGGUCCCCCAGACGACUGGCAUGAUCACCGUGAACGGUUACCACACCACGGUCUUUGGUGUCUUCAGUGACUGUUUGCUGGACAACCUCCCAGGAGUGAAGACUGGUGGCUCCACAGUCGAAGUCAUCCCGGCCCUGCCCAGACUGCAGAUUGGCACGUCUCUGCCCAGAUCUGCACACUCACUGCAACCUCCCUCUGGUGACGAAAUAUCGACCAACGUGUCCGUCCAGCUUUACAACGGAGAAACUCAGCAACUUGUCAUUAAAUUGGAAAAUAUUGGAAUGGAACCACUCGAGAAACUGGAAGUCACCUCCAAAAUUCUCACCACCAAAGAAAAGUUGUACGGCGACUUCUUGAGCUGGAAACUAGAGGAAACCCUUGCCCAGUUUCCUCUGCAACCUGGAAAGGUGGCCACUUUCACCGUCAACAUCAAGGUGAAGCUGGAGUUCUCCUGCCAGGAGAACGUCCUCCAAGACCUCAGUGACGAUGGAAUCAGUGUGAGUGGCUUCCCACUGUGCAGUCCCUUUCGACAGGUCGUUAGGCCUCGAGUGGAGAGCAAACCCGUGAACCCCCCUGAGGGCAGCAAACCUGGGGACUCCAGCCACGUGAAGACCCUGGAAGCAAUCCUGAAUUUCAAAUACUCCGGAGGCCCGGGCCACGUGGAAGGGUAUUACAGGAACCUGUCCCUGGGGCUGCACGUGGAGGUCGAGCCGUCUGUGUUCUUCACCCGGGUCAGCACUCUGCCGGCCACCAGUACCCGGCAAUGCCACCUGCUCCUGGAUGUCUUCAACUCCACGGAGCACGAGCUGAUAGUCAGCGCCCGGAGCAAUGAAGAACUCAUCCUGCAUGCCAGCGAGUGCCAGCGGAUGGCUAUUCAGGUGGACAAGUUCAACUUUGAGAGUUUCCCAGAAUCCCCUGGGGAGAAGGGACAAUUUGCAAAUUCAAAGCAGCUAGAAGAAGAGAGGCAGGAAGCUCGAGGCCUGGAGAUCAACAGCAAGCUGGACAUACGCUGGAGAAUCCCCUCUCUGCAGCGCACGGGCGAGGCGAGUGUGGAAGGGCUCCUGAACCAGCUCAUCCUGGACCACGUGCAGCUGGCCCCUCUGCAGUGGGACGUGCUGGUGGACGGCCAGCCCUGUGACAGCGAGGUGGCGGCCUGCCGGGUGGGUGACCCUAUUCGCCUGGAGGUGAGGCUGACCAACCGGAGCCCACGCAGCGUGGGGCCCUUCGCCCUGACCGUGGUCCCCUUCCAGGACCACCAGAACGGCGUGCACAACUACGACCUGCACGGCGCCAUCUCCUUCGUGGGCUCUAGCACCUUCUACCUGGACGCAGUGCAGCCGUCAGGCCAGGCCGCCUGCCUGGGGGCCCUCCUCUUCCUCUACACGGGCGAUUUCUUCCUCCACAUCCGGUUCCACGAGGACAGCACGAGCAAGGAGCUGCCGCAGUCGUGGUUCUGCCUGCCCAGCGUGCACGUGCGUGCCCUGGAGGCGCAGGCCUGAGCCCGCUGCCGUCAGGAGGACGCUGUACUUUCAGGGAGAGGCGACCCAAGAGCCACAGGGCCCACCUGGCCCCAUGCCCUGGGCAUCAGCCCCCACGCAUCUUGUCCCCUUUCUCCUGCAGGGUCCUUUCUGGGCUGCGCAGAGCCCCCUGACAUGGCAGCCUCUCCCCUUCCCACACUGCCCACCAGGUCCCCUGUGCUGGUGGGUCCCUGAGCCUAUUCCUGUGACCCGGGGGUCACAGCCCAGCCAGGAGGAAGACAGGCGAGCGUGAGGGAGGGCUGGGCCUGGGCUGACCCCUGUGCCCUCAGAACCCCCCGAGGGCUGGUUCUUCUCCCUGAGGCCCCAGGGCAGCCCAGGCAGGACAGAGGGCACCAUGGUCAGCACGAAGAGGGGUCACGUGCCCCAGCCCUGGCAGGCAAAUGCCCAGGCCCUGGGCUGUUUCCAGGCUGGGCUCCAGGGGCCGUGGCCUGCGUGUGGCUGUGUCUGUGACAAGUUCUCCAAUAAAGGGCCUGACUUGCCUCCAUGCAUUGGCUUGUGCAGUGUGGUCGGGGGGUGUCCCCAGCCCAGGGGAGGAUUCCAGCACUUGGGACUUGUCAGAAACCCCCAUGACACACACAGCUGGUGGCUGGCAGAGGGGCGCCUGUGACUGCAUAGCCCACCCCCCAUGCGUGUGCUCCCCGGGCCAGCUCCCCACCCCCUCGGAACACUGCCUCCAUCCUCCCCAC